AAGUUUUUCAGUCUCUUCACAAACUCCACCAGACCACCAUCAUGAAAUUCGUUGCUCUCGCUCUCGCGCUUUUGCUGGCCGUCGGCUCUCACGCCGCUUCCCUGCAGGCUGAUGCACCCAGCCAGCUGGCCCAUAUCCGGGCCGCUAUGGAUGUGUACCUGACUCAGGUGAAGGACAGCGCCAACAAAGCCCUGGACCACCUCGAUGACACCGAGUACAAAGAGCUCAAGAUGCGCCUGUCUGAGCGCAUCGAGGAUAUGCACGCCAAGCUCAGGACCCUGCAGGGCGCCGUCUCCCCCGUCACCGACAACGUCGUCGCCACCAUCGCCGACGCCACCUCCGACUUCCGCGCCUCCGUCAUUUCCGACAUCGACAACCUGAAGGCCAAGCUGGAGCCCAAGCGCGUGGCCCUGAAGGCGGUCAUCGACAGGCACAUCGAGCAGUACCGCGCCGCCCUGGAGCCCAUCAUCACCGAGUACUCCGCCAAGCACGCCGCCGACAUGGAGGUCCUGAGGGCCAAAUUGGACCCCAUCAUUGAGGAUCUGCGCCUGAAGGUGGCCAACAACGUGGAGGAGACCAAGACCGCCCUGAUGCCCAUCGUGGAGGCCGUCCGCGCCAAGCUGUCCGAGCGCCUGGAGCAGCUGAAGAUGAUGGUUAGCCCCUACGUCGAGGAAUACAAGGACCAGAUGAAGAUGGCCUACGACCAGGCCCAGGGCAUCAGCGCCGACGACCUCACCGCCCUCAGGGAGAAGAUUCAGCCUUUGGCCGAGGACGUCAAGAUGAAGCUCAACGCCAUCUUCGAGCUGGUCGCCGCUUCCAUUAACAAGCAGUAAAAUCCUUUUCCCGUUCGUCGCCACUAACCUCAGCUACCUGUAGCUAGAAACCGUUCCACCCUUUUUCUCCCUCUCUCCGUUCCUUCUCUUCCUCACAAUGCGCAGCCAGAACAACUCCCCCCCCCCCCCCCCCCCCCACAAAAAAAGAAGAAGAAAAAGAGAAGCCGGUGCCGGACUCGUUGCACUCGUUGGCAACCAGAUGGCAGGACUCUCGCUCUCUCUCUCUCGCACUCUAUCCGAUGCGAAUGCCGCGCUCUCUCUCUUUUUUUCGUUUUUUUUUGCCGCGUACACCCUCAAGCACAGGCAAGCAGCAGACACACGUGACACUCAGCACACACACACACACAUGCUUUACUCCUCGCAUGACAUGGCCAGCUGUCUUACGUUGUGUGUAGGAAUUGUACGUGAGUCACCAUGAAGUGCCCUGAAGCUCUGUGUAAUGUCGCUUGUCUGAUGAAACCUGUGCUCUGAAUACAGCUCAAUAAACAAAUAACUUGUUUAUAUAAAACUA
Molecule: messenger RNA, 1344 nt
Organism: Pseudoliparis swirei
Lineage: Eukaryota; Metazoa; Chordata; Actinopteri; Perciformes; Liparidae
Gene: apoa1b
Product: apolipoprotein A-Ib
Exons: 4
Coding region: 42-833 (263 amino acids)
Biological process (GO): lipid transport; lipoprotein metabolic process
Cellular component (GO): extracellular region
Molecular function (GO): lipid binding
Source: RefSeq, a predicted model, not a curated record